GAGGAAAGCAAGAUGAGUCUGAGUGAAGAAACACAAAACCUACCCGAAGGUAAUGAAGAAGGAGUACAGUCGCAAGAAAACUCCACUAUAGAAUGUAACCGUUUACGUUUAACAGACUUGAGAGUCAUGUGUAAUAAGUGUAACAUCCUGAUGGAUAGUAAUAAAGCAGAACUAAUAGCUCGUUUGGAGGAUCUCUGGUCAGAACCAGAAAAGGAUUUCAACCUGCAAAAACCGGCUAAGGGUAAAUCUGUAGAAUGGAACCCAGCUGAAGACUACGACGAAGAAAGACCUCGUCCAUCAGAUGAGGUAAUCGAACAAAGCUAUGACUUUUUGACUCAUAUGGAAAAUAGAUUGGAGCAAAAGCUCGAAGAAAAAUUGGGGAAUUCGUUGUCGAGGGUCUUGGAUAAUAGCUUGCAACAAUGGUCGGCUCAACUAAAUAACGCUAGUUGGAUCGGUGCUGCGGAAUCUAACUUUUUAAAAAAGA
Racocetra fulgida is the source of this 484-nucleotide messenger RNA. The record is from the annotation of a GenBank genome assembly. NCBI's taxonomy places the organism in Eukaryota, Fungi, Glomeromycota, Glomeromycetes, Diversisporales, Gigasporaceae.